AUGUCCGGCAAGCUUGACCAGUCUCUCGACGAGAUCCUCUCUACCCAGCGCCGCUCUGCCGGCGGUCCCCGUCGCCGCUCCCAGCGACGAUCCACAGGUGGUCGCCCUGCGGCGGCUGCCCCAGUCGGCGGUGUUCAGAAGACAUCGAAGCCUGCGCGUGCCGCCGCAAACAAGCCCAACGCCGCUAAGCCCGCACAAGGCUCUGGUGACAGCAAGGUCAUCGUGAGCAACCUGCCCAAGGAUGUCUCCGAGCAACAGAUCAAGGAAUACUUUCUCACUACAGUUGGAGCUAUCAAGAGAGUGGACAUCUCCUACGGUCCCAACUCCGUCAGUCGCGGUAUCGCCAACAUCACCUUCCGCGAGCCGGAUGGCGCUAGCAAGGCCUUCCAGAAGCUGAACGGUCUCCUUGUCGAUAACCGCCCCAUCAAGAUCGAAAUCGUCGUCGGUGCUUCCCAGGCCGCCAACGUCAUCCCUCCCUCCAAGACCCUUGCUGAGCGCACUUCUCAGCCCAAGGCUCAGCCCAAAUCUGCUGCCAACAACAAGCGUAACGCCAACGCUAACGCUAACAAGGGGCCUGCUGCCGGUAACGCCCAGGGCAAGAAGCCCCGCCGCGCCCGCUCUGCUCGCCCUGCCAAGAAGACCCAGGAAGAACUGGACUCCGAGAUGGCUGACUACUUUGAAUCUGGCAACGCCAACGAGAACGCUCCGGCCCCUGCUCCUGCUGCGACUAACGGUGACGCCGCUAUGGAGGAGGACAUCAUGUAA
This is a messenger RNA of Colletotrichum karsti, 765 nucleotides long. RefSeq lists its product as uncharacterized. The record is from RefSeq and is a predicted model, not a curated record. Gene Ontology annotation, biological process: mRNA export from nucleus. Gene Ontology annotation, cellular component: nucleus. The coding region runs from base 1 to 765 and encodes 254 amino acids. Gene Ontology annotation, molecular function: mRNA binding. The transcript is spliced from 5 exons. NCBI's taxonomy places the organism in Eukaryota, Fungi, Ascomycota, Sordariomycetes, Glomerellales, Glomerellaceae.